This is a messenger RNA of Cladophialophora immunda, 2707 nucleotides long. RefSeq lists its product as uncharacterized. Gene Ontology annotation, molecular function: gamma-tubulin binding; microtubule minus-end binding. The coding region runs from base 283 to 2589 and encodes 768 amino acids. The transcript has a single exon. Gene Ontology annotation, biological process: mitotic cell cycle; cytoplasmic microtubule organization; spindle assembly. Gene Ontology annotation, cellular component: spindle pole; gamma-tubulin complex; equatorial microtubule organizing center. The record is from RefSeq and is a predicted model, not a curated record. Lineage: Eukaryota; Fungi; Ascomycota; Eurotiomycetes; Chaetothyriales; Herpotrichiellaceae.
CGCGUCUCUGUGUAAAGAUUCCCUUUCAAUCUUGCCAUUUGGUGGUAGGGGAUUGACUGAAGCACCGGAUUUCGACGCGUCCUUCCUCCUACCGACGCGUGUCGAUCGCGGUCAGGCCCCGCAAGCUAGAUUUUACAUUCGCUAUGGGCCUCAGUCCCUUUCAAUGUGUCGCUUCGAGCUCUUCGGGCGGCUAAUCCUCAAAUUUCAGCGGCACCACGACUCUCCUGCGUUGUUCGACUUGUGCCACGAUCCCGCUCCCCGUCCUCGUGUCAGACCGGCGAAAUGCUUCAUGAGAUCCUCUUGUCCUUAUCCGGCCUCCAGUCACCGAUCUGGUCGCAGGCGCGGUCCACAGCAGGACCAGGAGACGAAAAGACAUUCAGUCAAUAUGUUUCACCCCCCGAACGGGCGAUGCUAGCGACCCUGGCUCACCUGCAUGACUUACAUGCUCAACUCAAGGAAGCGACGUCGAGGCUGUCCCAAACUCACCGGUCGAUGGUCUGCCGAGCGGUCAGUUCUUCAAUAGCAGACGUCCACUUGGGUAAAUAUGUGGAUAAGAUCAUAGAGGUGGAGUCGAGCAUACUACAAAAGGACGCUGCUUAUGUUGGCGCUUACGACAUUGUGCCGUUGAGUACUCUUGUUGCCGAGUUUGCGCCAUGGACGAGACGAUUGGAGUGGCUAUGGUCGGUAGUCCUGCAUUUGGAUCCUCAGUCCAAGCAGAAUGGGAAGGUCCGUUCGCCUUCUGGAGCCAGCAUCCUGGAUUGGCUAGGAGACGAGACACACACCGGGUACUCCGAUAUUGAGGACAUGGCCACUGCGCUUCUGACUGUUGCCCAGAAAGCAUGGAUGCGAGCCGCAUCGCUGUGGGUGCUCUACGGGAGACUGCCAACUUCUGGGGCCGAGGAUUUCUGCAUCAGGCCAAAUCCAAGGCCAUCAUCGGUGAUGGAUUCAUACAUGAUCGACCGUUCAUUGGCACCCAAGUUCUUGACUGCCGGGACCAGCAGUGCUUUGCUUUCAGCUGGCAGUGCUCUGAGCCAGUUAUAUUCGCAGGCUGCGUCGUAUGGACCAUUACUGAGUGUGUCAACUGAUGCAUCCUUGUCUUUGCUACCAACACAUUUGGCGCUGCUCGAAUCCUUACAGUAUCCGUUGAAUCCAUCGUUGCUAGAGAGCACAAUCUCUUCCAUCAACCAAUCUAUAUCUGAGAAUUCUCUGUCUCAAAUCCUCCCCCGACCACUGGUCUUACAGCUGCUGCAAGUCAUCUUACGCUAUAUGCUCCUCAAUCAAGGCGAAUUUGCAGUGUCAUUGAUUGAUCAUGCAGACGAUCGGGUAGCCAACCACCGACAAACACCCAACACCGCUCGACCAGUCCGGAAGAUUGGACGACUCGACGAACUUGCAAUUAAGGAGGCUGAACUGAAGGGCAUACUGAACAAGACUAUGGCAGAAUUGUCAGCGAUACAGGGCGAUGACGAUAUGGAAGAUGAUAUCCUCAGCCUGGCGAAGAAAUUACUGUCUCUUCGGGCUGUUGAUGAGAAGAACGAACUUGGUCGGGGUCUGGUGUCAACGCUGUUGCCUACACUGACCAUUCUGCACUUGACAAUCCCUACAUCCUCGCCGUUGCAUAUUUUCCUGUCUUCAAGCGAUGUGCAAAUGUAUGCAUUCAUUAAUGCGUAUCUGAUCUCUAUCCACAGAGCAGGGCUGCACUUGUCAUCCCUCUGGAAACUGUCCUCACAUCGCAGAUGUUAUCCCUCUCCAAUCGGGCCCCCUAGAAGCGCUUCACAAUCUGGACGUCGAAAAUUGGCAGCUCGACGAGCACGAGACUCUCGGAGAUCUACAAGGACCAGAGCAUAUUGGACAACUGCCAGCAGAGCUUUGUUCAUGAUUAAUGAGCUCGAGGCAUUCUUGCAAGGGGAGGUGAUCCAGAGCAGUUGGGCACACUUUUCGAAAUGGCUAGAUGGCAAUGAUGGACUGUAUCCGUCGUCAGCAAAGUCGUCCAGGCCAGGCACAGCGUCCUCAACUGCUCAGACGGGGACGGCGGAAUUGUCCACCCAGGAAGCACCCACAGUGCCAGCAGAUCCUCGGACCAUGGCAGAAGCCCAUCGCCGAUUUCUGCACGCCUUACACACAGCCUUAUUCCUCACGAAUGUCGAGUUUGUUGCAACUUUGAAAGAACUCCUGAAUCAGGCCGACCAUUUUAUUGCUCUUUUCUCCCGUCUGCAGACAGUGUGGGAGGGUCUGGACCUCCAAGAGGACGAAGGCGUGCUUGACGCAUUCUCCAACUAUGCCCAAGACGAGAGAGAUGUUCUCACCGAAAUGGAUCGCACGAGAGAGGCGAUAGAGACAACACUCUCCGAUCUAGUGACGGAGAUUCGAGACAUGGAGAAGGAAAAACGAACCGGGGUCGGAUUGAUGACUAGCAAUCUGCAGGAGAGCAUGAACGGGAUGCAGUUGCACGGAAACGGCACCAAAUUUGUGCCGUGGCAGGCGAGGACAGUGGAUCGUUUGGUCAUGAAACUCGAUGGCCUUGUGAUGAAGCAGGACGAGGACAGAGAUCAUACUGCAGUCGGCCUUGUUGAUGCAUAUGAUGAAUGAUUGAAUGAAUAAACGAGCGAGGAACCAGAGACAUUAUUAGGAUUGGCUGCAGAUCUCACGACAAUGUAGCGGUGCCUCUAGUCAAGUAGGGGUGAUUGAGAAUAUAUUUCUAUCCAAC